AUGACCAUUCACCGCGUUACGCUGUUUAACAUCCCCAAACCGGAGAAUAUUGAUCUCCUGGUGGCCGAAUAUCGUAACCUCGCUCAAGAAGCAAAGAGGAACUCCGAGCCCUAUAUUCUCGACGUUCAAGCUGGUCGCACUUUGCCCGAUGCACGAACCAAGGGCUAUACACUAGCCGUGAAGACCACUUUCCGCAAUCUAGACGACAUGGAAUUCUACGAUUCUGACUGUGAGACACACAAGCGUCUGAAGUCGGUGGCAGCGCCUCUCAGGGAGGGCGAUGUGUUUGUUGCGUAUUUCGAAGAUGAGGUGGCAUUGGCCUCAAGUGUCUAG
This is a messenger RNA of Penicillium oxalicum, 333 nucleotides long. Its product is annotated as Dabb family protein. The record is from RefSeq and is a predicted model, not a curated record. NCBI's taxonomy places the organism in Eukaryota, Fungi, Ascomycota, Eurotiomycetes, Eurotiales, Aspergillaceae. The transcript is spliced from 2 exons. Bases 1 to 333 code for a protein of 110 amino acids.